ACAAGAAGAAGAGGAACAUGCCUUGCCUCUACAUCACCACCAACCUUAACUUAGAUGGACUUGACACUGAUCCCAUCUUUUCUGAAGUCACCACUGCUGUCUCUACAAUCAUCGGCAAACCUGAAAAGUUUGUGAUGGUGAUAUUGAAGUCCUCAGUGCCAAUAUCAUUUGAGGGUAACAAAGAACCAGCUGCGUAUGCUGAGAUAGUUUCAAUGGGUGGCAUAAAUUCAGAAGUAAAGAGGAAAUUGAUUGCUACCAUUGGCACCAUAUUGCAGUCCAACUUGUCAAUCCCAAGAACACGUUUUUUCCUCAAAGUUUUUGAUACCACUGCAUUUCGUACGAACUCCAAAAUGUGAUGC
Molecule: messenger RNA, 359 nt
Organism: Abrus precatorius (Indian licorice)
Lineage: Eukaryota; Viridiplantae; Streptophyta; Magnoliopsida; Fabales; Fabaceae
Product: macrophage migration inhibitory factor homolog
Exons: 2
Coding region: 18-356 (112 amino acids)
Molecular function (GO): phenylpyruvate tautomerase activity
Source: RefSeq, a predicted model, not a curated record